Molecule: messenger RNA, 1719 nt
Organism: Nilaparvata lugens (brown planthopper)
Lineage: Eukaryota; Metazoa; Arthropoda; Insecta; Hemiptera; Delphacidae
Gene: Pp4-19C
Product: serine/threonine-protein phosphatase 4 catalytic subunit
Exons: 1
Coding region: 340-1263 (307 amino acids)
Biological process (GO): peptidyl-serine dephosphorylation; double-strand break repair via homologous recombination
Cellular component (GO): cytoplasm; nucleus
Molecular function (GO): protein serine/threonine phosphatase activity
Source: RefSeq, a predicted model, not a curated record
GGACGAGCCGAAAACCAAGCCAACGAGCCAAGAACGAAGGAAAGAAAACGUUUGUUGUAUCCUGCUGGUUAGGUAAAUGAUGUCAUGUUUGUUAAUUGAUUUGUGAAAUAAUUUUUCAAAUCUUUGAAAAUUCAUCAUUUUUGCAAUAUAUUUUCCGUGUUUGCAACUAAAUUCUAAGUGUUUUUACUGUGUGGUUGAACUAUGAAGUUUUUGAUUCAGUAGUACAUGGAUAACAGCCUAAUCCAUGAAACUCUCUAGUUAGGUUAGUUGACGAGGUGUAAACGAACUGUAAUAUUACCGAAUUAUUGUUCACAAACUUUAAAAUUAAAACCAUAAAAAAUGAGUGACUGUAAUAAUCUUGAUAGACAAAUAGAACAGUUGAAAAAGUGUGAAAUAAUAAAGGAAGCUGAAGUCAAAGCGUUAUGUGCCAAAGCUAGGGAAAUUCUAGUUGAAGAAAGUAAUGUUCAAAGAGUGGAUUCCCCUGUUACGGUUUGUGGAGAUAUUCAUGGACAGUUCUACGAUUUAAAAGAACUCUUUAAGGUAGGUGGUGAUGUUCCAGAAACCAACUACUUAUUUAUGGGAGACUUUGUAGAUAGAGGAUUCUACAGUGUAGAAACUUUCCUACUAUUACUUGCGUUGAAAGUUCGCUAUCCUGAUAGAAUAACCUUGAUACGAGGAAACCACGAAUCUCGUCAGAUCACUCAAGUGUAUGGAUUCUACGACGAGUGCCUGAGAAAGUAUGGUAGCAUCACUGUUUGGCGUUACUGUACUGAGAUUUUUGAUUACUUGAGUCUGUCUGCUAUCAUUGACGGUAAAAUAUUUGGUGUCCACGGUGGUCUUUCCCCUUCGAUACAAACUUUGGAUCAAAUUAGAACUAUUGACAGGAAGCAAGAGGUUCCUCAUGACGGUCCAAUGUGUGAUUUGUUGUGGUCUGAUCCUGAAGACGCCCAAGGAUGGGGUGUCAGUCCGAGAGGAGCCGGAUAUUUGUUUGGUUCGGAUGUCGUCCAACAGUUCAACACAGCCAACGAUAUUGACAUGAUUUGUCGAGCACAUCAGCUGGUCAUGGAAGGCUACAAGUGGCAUUUUGAUGAAACCGUCCUCACAGUCUGGUCUGCUCCAAACUACUGCUACCGCUGCGGCAAUGUUGCCGCUAUUCUCGAACUAAAUGAGAAUCUACAACGAGACUUCACAAUAUUUGAAGCUGCGCCUCAGGAUUCACGUGAGUUUCCCUACAGAAAGCCUCGCGCUGACUACUUUUUAUGAGAUCGCGUUCUCUUUGAAGAUUGUUUAACUAUUGAUUGAGUGAAUACUUUCAAAUACAAACACAUUAACCGUGAGUAACUAGUAUAGAAAGGGGGUUGAGAAUUGUUUUGUUCGCAUUAACAAUUAAAAUGAAGACAUGUCUUUUUUUGGAGUUGAUGUAUUCCAGUCUUCUUGUAAAUAUUUCUGUAACAUAGAGUUUAUUCUUCAAGAACAAACUGUCAAGUGAAAAGUAAUUAGGAUUUCUUAUGCAAUACGUUUUUUUAACGAAUUGGAGGUUUAAAAAUUAUUUUCCAUUUGCCAGCUGAAAACUUGCUAAUUGACAAUUACAAAAGUGAUUCACCUCAUUUAUUAAUUGAAUUUUAAAACAUAGACCCAUUCACUAUAAUAUUUUCCUCAGUAUGCGCUGACUCAUUCAGAAUAGAAUAUAGAAAACUUUUAUUGAACCAAAACAAGCUA